AAUUGAAACUAAACAUUUGGCAUUUUUAACAUUUUGGUUUCCGAGAGUGAGAGUCCCUUCCCACCAAACUCGAAAGCAAGAGUUGUCAGUGAGAAUUGAAGUUGAAGAAUUCCGCAACAUGCUUGUCGGCAACCACUGCUGAGGAUAAUUUGAAUUUCCAUUACAGACUGUCUUCUCCUCUGGAUUAAUCAGACAAUCCCACGCACGCAUUCUUCUUCUUCCAUCAUUUUCAUGAUCUGACAUUGGAGAGCAACAACAACAACAAGAACCCCCGUUUCUGGAUCUCCAAUUUCCACCUGAAACUCCCUCUUGAAUCGACGGAAGCCAUUGGAGAGCUAUCUCAGAUAAUCUUGGGAGAACAGUUUUGUACUGUGUACCAGUGUUCUAAAUUUCCUGGAUCCAAUGUUGGUCCAAGAGCGUUCAACGCCUAAAUCCCCCAAAACCCAGAUCAGAACCUUACCGACUCUCCACUCGCAUCGAUUCUCAGAAUCUAAGAGCCUCGAUUUCUCCACAUGGCUGUCUGAAAAUAUGUACAAAGUGGUGACGGUUCUGCUACUGAUCGUCUCCGUCGCCGUCCUUUUUUUCCUCCGCAAUGUCGGCGAUACCGCCGCCCUUCUCUGCUUCCAAUCCAAGACGGCGGCCUUGGAGAAGAUUCAAUUCCCUAAAGUCGAUUGGAAUUCGAUCGCGUCGAUCCCGGCUACCUCUUCUCUCUAUCCGGAAUUUCGCUCUGAACAAUGGAUCGUAGUCUCGGUGUCUACUUAUCCUAGCGAUUCGCUGCGCAAGCUUGUGAAAAUGAAGGGCUGGCAGGUGUUGGCGAUCGGCAAUUCACUGACGCCGUCGGAUUGGGCUCUUAAAGGUGCGAUUUUCCUUUCCUUAGAAGAACAGUCUAAAUUAGGGUUUCGUGUGAUUGAAUUUCUUCCCUAUGAUUCUUUCGUGAGGAAAACUGUUGGGUACCUCUUCGCAAUUCAACAUGGCGCGAAGAAGAUCUUCGAUGUGGAUGAUCGAGGGGAAGUUAUCGAUGGGGAUUUGGGUAAACAUUUCGAUGUAGAAUUGGUUGGAGAGGGAGCGAGGCAGGAGAUUAUAUUACAGUAUAGCCAUGAAAAUCCCAAUAGAACUGUUGUAAAUCCAUAUAUUCAUUUUGGGCAAAGAUCAGUCUGGCCUAGGGGCUUGCCACUGGAACAUGUGGGUGAAAUUGCUCAUGAAGAAUUUUAUACCGAAGUUUUUGGUGGAAAGCAGUUCAUCCAACAGGGAAUUUCCAACGGUCUCCCUGAUGUCGAUUCGGUAUUUUACUUCACUCGAAAAUCUGGAUUGGAAGCUUUUGAUAUUAGAUUUGAUGAACGUGCCCCAAAAGUGGCAUUGCCGCAGGGUAUGAUGGUUCCUAUUAACUCCUUCAACACACUUUAUCAUACCUCAGCCUUCUGGGCUUUAAUGCUUCCUGUUUCCAUUAGCACAAUGGCUUCUGAUAUCUUGAGAGGAUAUUGGGGCCAGAGGCUUCUAUGGGAAAUUGGUGGUUAUGUUGUAGUUUAUCCUCCAACCGUUCAUCGAUACGAUAGGAUUGAAGCAUACCCUUUUUCAGAAGAAAGAGAUCUACAUGUGAAUGUGGGUCGUUUAGUUAAUUUUUUGAAUUCAUGGAGAUCAGGUAAACAUAGGCUUUUUGAAAAGAUUUUGGAGUUGAGUUUUGUAAUGGCAGAGGAAGGGUUUUGGACUGAGAAGGAUGUGAAGUUUACAGCAGCUUGGCUACAAGAUUUAAUUGCUGUUGGGUACCAGCAGCCAAGGCUAAUGUCUCUGGAAUUGGAUCGUCCACGAGCGACUAUUGGUCAUGGGGAUCGGAAGGAGUUUGUUCCACAGAAACUACCAUCCAUACACCUAGGGGUUGAGGAAACUGGGACAGUGAGCUAUGAGAUAGGGAACUUGAUAAGGUGGAGAAAGUAUUUUGGCAAUGUUGUGCUAAUCAUGUUUUGUAAUGGCCCUGUCGAACGAACAGCUCUCGAGUGGAGGUUGCUAUAUGGGCGGAUAUUCAAGACGGUGAUAAUUCUUUCAGAGACUAAGAAUUUAGAUCUUGUUGUGGAAGAAGGCAGACUGGACCAUGCAUACAAGUACCUGCCCAAAAUUUUCGACACGUAUAGUGGUGCAGAAGGGUUUCUAUUCCUGCAAGACAAUACUAUUCUUAACUAUUGGAAUCUGCUACAGGCGGACAAAUCAAAACUCUGGAUAACUAAUAAGGUACCCAAAUCUUGGACUACUGUGUCAGUUGAAAGCUCAGACUGGUUUACUAAACAAUCAAACAUGGUAAAGAAGAUAGUGAGCAUGAUGCCAGUUCAUUUCCAAGUCAGUCAUAAGCAGUCUGUAGCAAAUGAGCAAAGCCUCACAAUAUGCAAUUCCGAGGUCUUUUACAUUCCUCGGCGCCUCGUAGCAGACUUUCUUGAUCUUCUCGGUUUAGUGGGUGAUUUAGAAAUCCAUCACAAGGUUGCAAUCCCCUUGUUCUUUACAGCAAUGGAUUCGGUUCAGAACUUUGAUCCGGUUUUGAAUACAAUGAGGUAUAGAGAGAAAGCACCUGCCACAAAUUCAUCAACUAUUUAUUCAGUUCAUGUGCCUGCUGUUCACCCAUGGAAUGUGUCAAGUGAACAAGAUUUCAUAAGGUUGGUCAGAAUAAUGGCAGAAGGUGACCCACUUCUAGCAGAGUUAGUUUGAGGGGAUAAAAGGAAAAGAAAAGAGACUUUGAAUUGAUACCUUGGGAGUUAGGGGAGACCAUGUAUACUAAGCCAUCUGUUAUACAAAACUGCUAUUUUUCUUCUCUUUUUGGUUCGGAGUGAAGGAAAAUAACAUUUCUUUGACCCCAUCCUCCCCAACACUUGUUUUCUUUUGUAGAGUUUGUGUGUUCUCACCAUUUGUUGUAAGAAAGAAAUUGUAUUCAACUAGUUCUUUUGUCCCAGAAGUAUAUGAACAGGAAAUUAAAUUGGCUUCAUUGAAUAUAA
Messenger RNA from Cucurbita pepo subsp. pepo (vegetable marrow), 2975 nucleotides. Its product is annotated as putative glycosyltransferase STELLO1. The record is from RefSeq and is a predicted model, not a curated record. Lineage: Eukaryota; Viridiplantae; Streptophyta; Magnoliopsida; Cucurbitales; Cucurbitaceae.